Molecule: messenger RNA, 1197 nt
Organism: Effrenium voratum
Lineage: Eukaryota; Dinophyceae; Suessiales; Symbiodiniaceae
Source: the annotation of a GenBank genome assembly
AUGACCGGUCUCUCCGAAUUCAAAAUCAGGAAGGCCAAGAAGCGCGACCGGCCAUACAAGCUCUCCGAUGGCGGGGGAUUGUUCUUAUUGGUGAAGCCCAACGGCUCCAAGCUGUGGCAGCAGAAGUAUCGUUUCGCGGACAAGGAACGGCUGUUGUCGCACGGGCCGUACCCUGAUGUAUCGCUGGCGAAGGCGCGGCGGAAGCGUGACGACGCCCGAGAACUGAUCGCUGACGGCAAAGACCCGGCCACCCAGAAAAAGCUUGAUAAGAUCGCCGCCGAGAAGGCGGCCCGGACAACCUUCAAGCUGGUUGCUGAGGAAUACCUGGAAAGCUUGGAACAACGGGGUUUGGCACCUGCCACGCUGCGCAAACAGCGCUGGUAUCUGCUUGAACUGGCGAAGUCCCUGCACCGGCGACCAAUUGGCGAGAUCACGCCAGCGGAAGCACUCUAUCUCCUAAAGAGCAUUGAAAAGAGCGGACGGCGGGAGACGGCGCGCAAGAUGCGGACCUCCAUGUCCGCCGUGUUUCGGUUGGCCGUGGUCACGAUGCGCGCCGAGACUGACCCCACAUCAGCACUCAAGGGAGCACUGGUGCCCCCGAAGGUCACCGGUCGGGCUGCCAUCACGGAUGAGCAGCAGUUUGGCGCCCUGCUGCGCAGUUUUGAGGACUUCUCCGGCUGGCCAAUCAUCGUGGACGCGAUGAAGUUCCAGAUUUUGACCAUGAGCCGCCCCGGAGAAGUGCGUGGCGCCGAGAAGGAUGAAUUUGACCGCAAGAAAGGGGUGUGGACCAUUCCCGCCGAGCGCAUGAAGAUGCGUCGUGAACACAAAGUGCCGUUGUCCAAACAAGCGUUGGGGAUUGUGGAGGAGAACUGGCCACAGAUUGACGGUGUGGAGCUACUGUUCCCCUCGCUCGUCUCCAAUCGCAAAUGGCUCUCCGAGAACGCCUUCAACAGCGCUCUGCGUCGUAUGGGCUACCGCAAGGAAGAGGUGACCGCGCACGGCUUUCGGGUCACCGCUAGCACCAUCCUCAAUUCGCGCGGCUUUGAUCCGGAUGUGAUUGAGGCGGCGCUAGCGCACCAAGACACCAACGCUAUUCGGAGGACAUACAACCGCUCCACCUAUUGGGAUCAGCGGGUGGUGCUUAUGCAGGCGUGGGCCGAUUUGGUUGAGGAGUUCAGAGCAGCAGUGCCGGGAUGA